Odontomachus brunneus is the source of this 3832-nucleotide messenger RNA. It is a transcript of the gene AspRS-m, whose product is annotated as aspartate--tRNA ligase, mitochondrial. Lineage: Eukaryota; Metazoa; Arthropoda; Insecta; Hymenoptera; Formicidae. Gene Ontology annotation, molecular function: aspartate-tRNA ligase activity; nucleic acid binding; ATP binding. Gene Ontology annotation, biological process: aspartyl-tRNA aminoacylation. The record is from RefSeq and is a predicted model, not a curated record. The transcript has 10 exons. Bases 142 to 2079 code for a protein of 645 amino acids. Gene Ontology annotation, cellular component: mitochondrion; cytoplasm.
GCAUCUCUUACUAGAGCAUCUCUACUCUCAGGCUUCUCUCUGAUUGCAACAAAAUGGCAGCGUCCAGCAGAAAAAGUAGCGUGAUGUAAAAUAUAUGAGAAAUUAUAUUUCUGUAAAAACAGGAUUAAUAAUACAUGCAAAAUGCUCGUUGGCGGUAGAAUUAUAUUUAGUUACACAAAUCGUGCUGUAACAAAAUGUAAAGUAAAUGUUUCUUUAAAUAAUCAAACUUCAUUGUUGGCAGCCAAUGUACACAAUGUAGUCGCCAGUAAGACUAUCCCUUUAUUGAAAGAAACAGUUUCACCAGUUAAUAGGUAUGUUUCUAGAACACACACAUGUGGUGAGCUAACACUUAAAAAUCUUGGAGAAGAAGUAAAUUUAAGUGGUUGGAUGGAAUUUAAAAGAAUGGAGAGAUUUAUAAUAUUACGAGAUUCUUAUGGUUCAACACAGUUACUCAUACCAGAAGAUAGGAACGAUUUGAUAAAGGCUAUGGAAGAUGUGCCUUAUGAAAGUGUUUUAAGAGUAGCAGGCAAGGUUGUAUCAAGACCUGAAAGUCAAAAAAACAAAAAAAUAAAAACUGGUGACAUAGAAAUACAUGUAGAAUCGUUGGAAAUUUUAAAUUUGGCAUCUUGUAAUCUACCAAUACUUAUCAGAAAUCAUAAUAAAGCAACAGAGGUCCAGCAAAUGAAAUACAGGUAUCUUUCACUGAGAUAUCCUGAAUUACAGAGGAAUUUAAGGAUGCGCUCUCAACUUAUAAUGAAGAUGAGAGAAUUUUUAAUCAAUGAAUGCAGUUUUGUGGAUAUUGAGACUCCAACACUUUUCAAACAUACUCCAGGGGGUGCUCAAGAAUUCAUAGUACCUACGAGACAACCAAAUAAGUUCUAUUCGUUGGUGCAGAGUCCUCAACAGUUCAAGCAGCUCCUCAUGGUGGGUAGUUUCGACAGAUAUUUCCAAGUUGCUCGGUGUUACAGAGAUGAAACUGCUAGACACGACAGACAGCCGGAGUUUACACAGUUAGAUAUUGAAAUGUCGUUUGUUGAUCGAGAAGGAGUGAUAAACUUGAUCGAGAAUUUGCUGGUAUAUUCAUGGCCGGAGGAGUUAGAUUCUAUAGAAAUACCUUUCCAGCAUAUGACAUACAAAGAUGCAGUGGAAUUAUAUGGUACUGAUAAACCAGAUUUGAGAAUACCAUAUCAGAUACAAGAUCUCACACAUUUGGUUGAUCCAAUAAUACUGAAGAAAGAGACUAUGAAACUACAAGAUGGUGAGCAGAAGAUGUAUGCGUUAAUUUUUUCGAAUAAAUCGAAAGGACUGACAAGAUCUGUUAGAGAUGAGCUCUCGAAAAUCCGUGAUAAGUACUUUACCACUACAAGGUUUGUUGCAUUGAAAAUUGAAAACAAUUCAUGGAGAACUCAACUGGAAAAGUUAUUUUCUAGAAGUAUAACAGAAAAUAUAGAACAGUUCUGCAAAUUGCAAGAAGGAGAUGCAGUAUUAUUAGCAAUUGGACAUCAUAUUGACGCGUUGGAACUUUUAGGGAAGCUACGUGUCGAAUUCACGAAUUUAUUAGAAGCAAAAGGCGAACAAAUACGCUCGUCUAAAACUGAAUUCUUAUGGAUCACGGACUUUUCUUUGUUCACAUUCAAGGAAAAGUUAGAAUCGACACAUCAUCCGUUUACGCAACCUCAUCCGGACGACAUCGAAUAUCUUGCAAGCGACCCUUUAAAAGUCCGAGGAUUGCAUUAUGAUCUAAUUAUGAACGGAUCGGAAAUCGCGGGUGGUUCCAUACGAAUCCAUGAUGCAAAUCUACAACGUAAAAUAUUAAAGUUAUUGGAUAUAGAUGAAACGACGUUGUCGCACAUGCUCGAGGCUCUUACAUCCGGAGCUCCACCUCAUGGUGGGAUAGCUUUAGGAUUGGAUCGUCUGGUUUGCAUGCUCUGCAACGCAAAAAGCAUAAAGAAUGUCAUAGCUUUUCCAAAAUCGACAGAGGGACUAGAUCUCAUGGCCGAAGCACCGGGUAUCAUUUCAGACGACUUAAAGACAUUGUAUAACAUACAAACUGUAAACAAACACAGUGCUGCAAAGUAAGGUGAUUUUUAUACAAUUACCAAGUACAGCAAAGCGAUUUUGAAUCGAGUGAUUGCAUUUCGUAUCUUUGUGUAUAAGGUAAUUUAAUUUCUUUUCGCAAAUUAACUUGCAUAUUACACAUUGGUAAGUGCAUAGUAAACAUUGGGAGAAUGUAAUUGUGAGUGGACUAAAUAGAAAGACGAGAUAUAGAUGUACAAAAAAAGUGUUUUAUUGUUUCGAGUAAACUCUCGUGCGUUCAAUCGAAAUUGUUCUACAGAAAAAUAAAAAAUACAAUUUUGCUUGCGCACUAAGCUAUCGAGAAGACAUCCACUUUUCAAGAAGGAUCUCAAAAAAGGCGCCCACCUUUUUUUGUACACUCCUUGAGGAUUUUUUGUUAAGUGAAACCGUCAACCUAACAAAUCUCUUAACAAAUACGCUGAUAUGUUGUGACUAUCAACUGUCGGCGGACGAAAAUUCAUUACAUCGUUCACUUUUUUUUCUUUUAAUUAUAUGUAUACUUAUCCAAUUUAAAUUUAAGUCCGAUUGGAUGUACUUAUCAAAUUUAUUGCUGCAAUUCUAAACAGAAUCGUAAGGCUCGUUCGUAAGACUCGUAAGAACUUAUGAAUAGACCUGCAAUUCUAUGCGUAUCGUAUGUCAUCCGAUCACUUGUAAAUAUCUACGAUUUCUUGUAAAUCGGCUAAUAGGUUAAGAUGCAUAUGAAGCUACAAACCCGUUAGAGCGCUUAAAGAUAGAUUCUUAUUGGUUUAAAUACGAUGCAUAGAACUAUUUUCCAGCAUUAAGUGAACUUUACCCAAAAGUCACUAAUCAUAACUAUGGACAUGUAAAGAUGAACGGUACAGAUGUUGGUAUAGAAUUGCGGUUUACAUAAAACUAUAACUUCGCUUCUUACGAUUAUUUUGCAUGUUACGACUUUACGAUUUAUUCGUAAAUUUGCUUAGAAUUGCAGCAUAAAACAGCCCAUUAAAUCGGAACGUUAUUCAUAUUUAUCCGUUAACAAAAUGUGAUUGAUGUCGCGUUCAAAUCUGCUGGUGAAAAUGAUGAAAAACUCGUCAGUUAUCGACAGAAUAAUGUAAUUACAAUAAAAAGUCUGUUCAAUCGCUCUUGCGAUUCGUAUCACAAAAACAAAUCGUGGAUUAACAGUACGCGCUAGUCUUUCGAAACGAUAACGAAGAUAUUCCGACAGAAGCGUCAUUUUCCUCAUGUAGUCAUCGUCGAGUGCAUACAAGUCGUGAUUUUCGCACGGCCGAAGCAGCAUGUCGGAUCGAGUUGUCGGGCAAUUCUGAUUAUUCCUGUUAUCUUACAAAUUAGGUGUACAGAGUGUGAUUCACAGUAGAUCACAAAACUCUCUUUGCCAGUGACGGAACAAAAGUUACUCGAUGUCCUUCAACUUCACAUACGCUUUCAGCAGACAAAAAUAUACAUACACCGUUUCCAUUAUGUUAUACUGUGUGCGGAUUAUUCGUAUCGCUCCGAUUACAACGCGACGUUUCUAUGUCAUCCGUAUGUUUCUAGCAAAAAUUGCGACCGAUUUGACCUCGAUGAGUUCGCUCCCCGACAUUGCACGCGACGAGAUAUACGGGAGAAGAAACGGCGUCGCAUCCUCGCGUAACUCGCGCGGACAUUGCGAUUGUUGUCGCGUUAUGCACACAUCGUAACGUGGAACUCAACGAAAUCAAUAACUGUGUCAAUUUUUGGUUUCUAGUAUGCUAGAGCGCAUGCAAUUACAGCAAUCUUGGCGCAAGGCCCCGUAAUU